GCCGCAGAGACGCUGCAGGCGGGCAGCUCGGUGCAGGGGCUCAGCUGCUCCUCACGAAGUGCAGAUGGCAGGAGGGGCCGCUGUGCAGACAUGGCUGCUAGGCUCUGCUCCCCCACAGCCACCCCCACCCCCAAGUUAGCCACCAAGAGCCCUAUUAUUAGUCCUCAGGGCUCACAACCUGAAAAGCGAAGACAACAUUCUUAACCUUGACCGAGUCAGGGAGAGCGAGCCUUCGGGGAAGGGUGGCCCGCAGGAGACCAGACGCUCCCUGUGGACACGUCCCAGUGGCCGGUCGGUCCCCCCAGGCGCCGGCGGCUCAGCCCGCACGUCCGCCCCGGCCCGAGGCGCCGCGCCCCCCGCCUAACCCUUCCCCACCCCCAGCGCCGCUGGAAGGAAGAACCUUCAGCCCCGGGCUCCGGGCCGGGGCGGGGACGGAGAAGGGGCGGCGCUGCGGAGCGGCUAUAGGAAGCGGGACCGGCUCUGGGGAGCAGAGACCGCGGGCCGGGGCCAUGGCCGCUGCGCUGGAGGUGGACGCUACGGUGGCGACGAGCUCGGCGCCCGGGCCCCGGGAGGCCGGGCCUGCAGACGAGACGCAAAACAUGACAGAAACAGAUGCCUUCUGCACGAGUGAAAUGUUUGAUCCGGGAGUCAUGUACAAAAUGAACCACAAGAGGAGAGGACUGGCUUUAAUCUUCAACCACGAGAGGUUCCUCUGGCACCUAGGGAUGGCGGACAGGCGAGGCACCAACGCAGACAGAGACAAUCUCACCCGCAGGCUUUCAGAACUAGGAUUUGAAGUGAAAUGCUUUAACAAUCUUAAAGCAGGAGACCUACUGCUCGAAAUCCAUGAGGCAUCAACCUCUUGCCAUGUAGAUGCCGACUGCUUUGUAUGCGUUUUCCUGAGUCAUGGUGAAGGCAACCACAUCUACGCAUUUGAUGCCAAAAUUGAAAUUCAGACACUGACUGGCUUGUUCAAAGGAGACAAGUGUAAGGGCCUGGUUGGAAAACCCAAGAUAUUUAUCAUUCAGGCAUGUCGGGGAAACAAGCACGAUGUGCCAGUCCUGCCUUUGGACGAGGUGGACCAUCCGGACUGGCCCGAUGGCGGUUUCACCGAGGUGGAUGCGGCCUCCGUGUACACCCUGCCUGCUGGCGCGGACUUCCUCAUGUGCUACUCUGUGGCAGAAGGUUAUUAUUCUCAUCGGGAAACUGUGAAUGGCUCCUGGUACAUUCAAGAUUUGUGUGAGAUGCUGAAAAGGUUCGGCUCCUCCUUAGAAUUCACAGAAAUCCUCACGCUGGUGAACAGGAAAGUUUCUCAACGCCGAGUGGACUUCUGCGUAGACAAAACUGCAAUUGGAAAGAAGCAGAUCCCCUGCUUUGCCUCCAUGCUAACUAAAAAGCUGCAUUUCUUCCCAAAAAUCUAAAUGAAGCUGUUUUUUAUGUAUUUGUAGUCUAAAUAGAUUUCUCUUUUUAUAAAAAUGUCACUAGAUUGAAGGUUAUGGUACAGCAAUUUAAAACGCUUUAAGUUUAAUGAGAGAACUUUUUU
Pipistrellus kuhlii (Kuhl's pipistrelle) is the source of this 1543-nucleotide messenger RNA. It is a transcript of the gene CASP6, whose product is annotated as caspase 6. Bases 510 to 1421 code for a protein of 303 amino acids. Gene Ontology annotation, cellular component: cytoplasm. NCBI's taxonomy places the organism in Eukaryota, Metazoa, Chordata, Mammalia, Chiroptera, Vespertilionidae. The record is from RefSeq and is a predicted model, not a curated record. Gene Ontology annotation, biological process: apoptotic process; proteolysis. The transcript has 7 exons.